AUGGCACCAGGGAGACCACCAGCCACCACCAGCUCUGCUACAGCCCCACCUCCUGCCUUUGGGACACAGAAGGGACUGGCCACAGCACCAAGCACAUCUGCCCACACCACCACUGGCCACAGAAUUCCUGCGCCUGAGCCUCAACCCACCCACGGGCUUAUCAUUUUCACCUUUCUGAUUAAUCUCCUGCCCGUGGCAGUGCCAGCGGCCUCGCUCUACCCCUUCGGCAUGGAGGGAGGGGACAAAGAGUGCGUCCAGAGGACAGUGGAUUUCAACUCUCCCCUGUUCAAGCCAGAGAUCGGGUUCCCCUUCGGACAGUCGCUGAGAGAUGCUCUCUACUUUACAGAUAACGGACAGAUCAUUUUCCCACUCACGGACAACUACAUCCCCUCCAACCCCAACCCACCUGCUCAGGGCUUCAGCGGCCAGGAGGGUUUGCCGAUGGUGGCCGCCUUUUGGGAUGAUGCAGAUUUCUCCCAGGGUGUUGGCACCACCUGGUACCAGGAGUACUCCACCCUUAGCUCUGCUGGAAACCCCCUUGUCCAUGACGUGGAAGCAAAGAUUGAGAAAUACUUGAAAACCCCCUACAUAGCAAAAUGGACCUUGAAGGUGACGUGGGAGAAGGCUCCGGCAUACCCAUCCUGGCGAGAUGAUACUCAGACAAGCACCUACCAGGCAGUCCUCACCACCGAUGGGAACCGUUCCUUUGCCCUCCUGCUCUACCAGGACGGUGGGAUGCAGUGGGACUACACCAAACUGGCUGCGGGCAACGUGCUGAUCGGCUUCUCCAGUGGCGAUGGCUAUGCCCAAAAUAACGAACUGACUCAACAGCCACCAGCUGUCAAAUACCGACCUGACCAGCACAGUGAUGCCAACACCGAUGUGCGCGGGCUGUGGAUAUACAGGCUGGACAGUCGCUCCCGGGUGAACUACAGGCUGCGGUGCCUGGCGUGGUUGGACGCAGAGCCAGCGCCGGACGCCUGGAACAGCCAGCUGCCACCAUGCCCAUGCUCCCAGCCCCAGGCAGAGCUGGACCCCCGCUACCGCCGGAGCAGAGGUCCAGCAAACGCCUCUGUGAGUAUGCUGCGCACUGCGUCCCCCAGCCCGGCCGGAGCCGGGGUGCGGUGUCUGUACCAAGAUGGGAGCUUCCUCGAAGGCUGGCAGGAGAGGGCAUGGAGCCCCCCCAUCCACCCUGCUGCUGACAGGGAGCUGGAGGCGUUCGACUGGUGCUGCCGGCGCGUGGAGAAGCCCCUGUUCUGCGCCAGGUUUGCUGAGAAGAGACCGAGGGUGGGCUGCGAGGGAUACAUGCCACCCACCCCUGCUGGUGCCUUCGGGGACCCCCACAUCACCACCCUGGAUGGACUCACCUACACCUUCAAUGGGCUUGGGGACUUUGUCCUGCUGAUGGCCGGUGACACCCAGACCAGCUUUGUGCUGCAUGGGCGCACGGCCCAGACUGGGACAGCCCAAGCCACCAAUUUCAUAGCCUUCGCUGCCCAGUACAUCUCCGCCGCCACCACAACAGUUGAGUGGACCUUGGGGAGCCAGGGUGAAAUCCAAGUCCUCCUGAACAAUAAAACCAUCCAGUUUUCCUAUUCCCAAGACAUGGGUGCUGAGGUGUACUACAGCCUCGGUGUCCUGCUGGUCAACACCUCCUCCAUCACGGCUGUCUUUGAUGGGGCCAUCGCCAUCUCCAUCUCAGCCACCUCCGGGAUCCUCGGUGUGGUCUGCAGCCUGCCCGAUCGGUACCGCAACAGCACUAAGGGUCUCCUUGGUGUGUGGGACCAUGACCCUGCAGAUGACUUCCAGAUGCCGAACGGUACCAGUAUCCCUGUGAACAGCAGCGAGGAGGAGAUAUACAGAUAUGGGAUGACCUGGGCUGUGGGAGAGCACAGCCUGUUUUCUCAGCCUCUGGACUCACCGGUUAUGAACUUCACACCCAUCUUCUUGUCUCAGCUGCGGCAGGAGAAUGAAAGUCAGUACCAGCUGGCAGUCUCGCAGUGCCGCGGCAGCAAGGAGUGCAUCUAUGAUUCGCUGAGCACAGGGGACGUGGCCCUGGGCCUGGCCACUCAAAGCCUCACAGCUGACUUCCAGCAGAAGAAGACAGUACUCAACACCUUCCCUCCCGUUAUCACCGGUGAUGCGUCGCUCACAGCCUUCAGGACAGAAAGGGUCAUGAGGCAGUACCGCACCAUGGGGGUGGGCGCACAUUUUGUCCCCCACCUCUCGCCAGAGCUCAACAUAUCGGAGAGCGGCACCCUGACGUGGGAGCCCCAUGGGAUGGCCCCGCUCACCAUCAACCUGGAGGCUGUCGGGUCCAACAACCUCUCCGCUCUCCUCCAGCUCCGCUUCACCCUUUGCAGCUGCAGCAGGAGCCAGGAGUGUGACUACAGCGACACCGUCACCCUUGGGGGGUCCUCCCUGCAGCUGGCAGCCUGCAAGUGCGAGGAUGGCUACUCGGGUCCCUUCUGCCAGGACCCUCCGGACCCCUGUGCCCAGGGAUGCUUCCCCGGCGUGGGCUGUGACCCGCACACCGGUUGUGGCCCUUGCCCAGCCGGCCUGACCGGCGACGGGCGGCACUGCUCAGAUAUCGAUGAGUGCGCGCAGGGGACAGCGUGCCCAGGGAACGCCACCUGCACCAACACGGUGGGCAGCUACGCCUGCUCUUGCCCGGCCGGCAAGGAGGGCGAGGGGCCAGGCUGUGGCUCAGCCUGCGGCUCCCGCUCCUGCCCCGAGGGCUACUGCAGCAACGGGGGACACUGCCGCCUGCACCCCAUCACCUGCAUCCCUGCCUGCACCUGCCCCCCAGCUUUCACCGACCAGCGGUGCCAGGUGGCCGGCGGGGAUUUUCGGCCACUGCCCAGCGCAGAUCUUCCCCGGAGAAGCGUCCGGCUGCGGGUCAGGACACUGCAAAACACCACUGCCAUGGAAGUCAACGGCACCGUCUCGGCCAUCCUGGGCUCCCUGGAGGUAAAGGCUUUCCAGAGCAACACCAACAUCACCCAGACGACAGACGGCGAUGGCUUCACCUUUGUGGUGGUGUCUGAGUUCACCUACAACAGCCGCAGCACCGUCAUCCGGUUCCUGAAUGAGGAGCUGCCGGGGGCCAUCACUGGUGCCUUCAACGGGCGGCGGGGGCGGAGGGAGGUGAAUGUGCCCCUCCUCUUCCAGCACCUGCACCGGGACAAUGUCACCGACCUGGUGAAGCUGACAGUGGCUGAGCUGAGGCGCUAUUUCCCCUGCGGUCUGUAUGGCUACAAAGGCUACCAGCUCCACUACGUGGGGACUGUCGGCUUCGUCUGCAUCUCCCCUUGCAAGAUGGGCUACUGCCAGCAUGGCGGCCGGUGUCAGCACCUGCCUGAGGGGCCCACGUGCAGCUGCCUCCCCUUCUCCAUCUUCUCCCCUGCCGGCACCCGGUGUGAGCGACUGGCCGUCAGCCUCGCCGCCUUCCUCGGCAUCUUGCUGGGAGCCCUGGCUCUGCUCUGCCUCCUGCUUGCCACCACCUGCCUGGCCUCGCACCUCUGCCGCCAGCACCGCCAUCGGCACCGGGGGGUCAAGGAGAGCUUCUGGAGGCCACAGCCCUUCUCCUGUGAGUACAUCCCUAUGACCACCUCCCCAGCCCCCCAAGUUCUGCGUCACUCUGGUCUUCUCUGA
Charadrius vociferus (killdeer) is the source of this 3654-nucleotide messenger RNA. RefSeq names its product mucin 4, cell surface associated (gene MUC4). Lineage: Eukaryota; Metazoa; Chordata; Aves; Charadriiformes; Charadriidae. The record is from RefSeq and is a predicted model, not a curated record. Gene Ontology annotation, biological process: cell-matrix adhesion. Gene Ontology annotation, molecular function: calcium ion binding. Bases 1 to 3654 code for a protein of 1217 amino acids. The transcript is spliced from 25 exons.